CUAAAUAUUGUGUUCAAUGUUUUCUUUAUUAAAAAGAUAACAGUGUUUUUUAUUACAUAUACUAAUAAUAUGUUUGGCAGUCUCAUAAGUUUAAAAUGUAUGUAACAAUAGUUUCAAUUCGAUCAAUGAAUUUAAAAAGCAUGGUUAAGUUUUUUCUAAAAAUUAACAGAUUUCAAACACGUGGUACUCAAAGGGAAAGCGGAGGUAUAAAUGCAUACUAUCUUUAGGCAGAAACAUUUUAAAGCACUAUUGUAAUAUAAAAGUGAAAAAACAAAACUUGUGUAGAUUGUAAAAAAAAAAAAACAUUGUUUUGUUUUCUACUAGAAAACUAAUUAUAUUAACUAGUAGCUUUAAAUACCUAAUCGUAUUAGUUGCUUAUUUUAACGAUCGAUUUCGUUAAAGAGUACCUUUUGAUUUCAUGGCAAAUAAGAACAAAUUAACACCAUUUCUGUAUUGGAUAAAUAAAUUUAUGUUACCUACAUUUAAGAUUAAUUUUGAAAUCAAUGUAAAUUAUGAUUAACACCUGAAUGUUCGGAGCUCAUAAUUUCUUAAUUUUUUCAUUUCUCCAAAUUCUUAUUUUUGGAGGGCACCCUGUGUCGGAAUUUUUGUUUUAUUUUCUUUUUGUAUGCCGGCGCUUAUCGUUUUUCAUGACACUCACACUCUGAAAAUUCCAUGUGUGUUUGUGCCUUUAUUUGUUCAUAUAAUUCAUAUUUAAUCAACUGAUAAUAUAAGAAAACUGUUCAACCUGCUUUUGUGCUGACUGCCUGUGUGCUGUGCUCCAAUUUCUGUGCUCCUGAUACACUUGCUGACAUUAUCACCUGCCCUGGCACUGCGAAUGAUACGCCAGCGACUCUACGGGUAUUUGAUAACAACCAGCCACUUGAUAUUUUCCAAUGCGGCGACCGAGUAGCACCAGCUUUUGUUAUGACACCAAUUAUUAGAAGACUCACUAGCUAAAUCGAAUGAGUACUAGACUGAGAAAAGGAGGUACUCUAUUUCGUUUGGUUUCUAGUAUUAGAAUGAGAUCUUUCAGAUCACAAUGUCCCAUUCUAAUAAUAUGGAGAUUUUAUCUGCAAAUAAUGAUCAAUUUGUUGAUUCUGAUAGGUUAGCAUAUGAAAAACUAAACCUAAACCUAACAAAGACUAUUGCUUUUAUUUAACACAAGUACGCCAUGAGAUAAAAUCUUUUGAGUGCUAGCUAGAAUUCAAUUGAACCCUAAAAUCCCCAAUAGGAAAAUUUAGGAGGCAGCCGCAUUGACAAACAAAUUCAGAAUUCCACUUAAAACCAUUUCGGCCAAAUCAAAAGAGCGUUAUCAGAAGAUGUAUGAGGAGUUAGGAGUCUUAGGUUAUAUGGUCAGCAUUGGGUUGACCUUGUGUGUGGCCGCUCUGGGAUAUUUCUAUCACUAUCAACUGCGAACCGGCGGAGGUAAUCGGCUAGAUGUUACCAAGUUAUUUGCUCACAAUCUGCCAGAUUUGCCGCCGAUCAAACUCACCUUGGCUCAGUUGCUGGGAUUUGAUGGGACGCGGAGUGAUGGAAGGAUACUGGUGGCGCUCAAGGGAAAGAUCUACGACGUGUCCAACGAUUUGCCAGAGUUCGGCUUGGAUGGCACCCUGUCUCAUGUAGCUGGCAGGGAUUUUACCCAUUACCUGAACAUGAUAAUGAGCCUGCAAGACUCGGAGAUCAACUAUGUGGAUCGUUGGGAAGCCAUUCUGGAGAAAAAUUAUACACGUGUCGGCAUCGUAAUCGAUGAUCUUGGCAAUCCCCUUAUCAAUACAGUUGAGAUUAUGAGUGGUAGUAGUUCCCAAAAUGCUAAGGAAAUAGAGGAUGGCCAGGAGGAUGUUUUGGAAGCAAAUAAAAUCACUGAAACUGAUUCAGAAACUAAGAUUUUAAAUGUUUUGUCGAAUAAGACAUUGAAUGAGGUACUUACAGCUGAAACUUUGCCAUCGGAUACAGUAUCACAGAAAUCUGGCAUUGAUCUAAAUUCAGAUAGCAUGAUUAAUAAGGAAGUGUCUGAUCAUUGAAUAAAAAGAAAAUUUAGAAUUAGCUUGGGGUGUUUUUAAGACAUCUCCAAAUAAAUUCAAAGGUCCUUAAAA
This is a messenger RNA of Drosophila rhopaloa, 2093 nucleotides long. Its product is annotated as membrane-associated progesterone receptor component 1. The record is from RefSeq and is a predicted model, not a curated record. Bases 1320 to 2021 code for a protein of 233 amino acids. The transcript has a single exon. NCBI's taxonomy places the organism in Eukaryota, Metazoa, Arthropoda, Insecta, Diptera, Drosophilidae.